Astrephomene gubernaculifera is the source of this 1323-nucleotide messenger RNA. Lineage: Eukaryota; Viridiplantae; Chlorophyta; Chlorophyceae; Chlamydomonadales; Astrephomenaceae. The record is from the annotation of a GenBank genome assembly.
UUCGCAUGGCUCCUGGUUUGCCAUCUGUCGAGGUCGGAUAGCUUCUUACAACGGCAGCAGCGGCUCUGUAGCCUGCCAGCUUGCUGAGGGACGCACGCAAGAAGCUUACUUACAUAGAGACUAUGUGUUCCCGCCGCUCCCACCCGGCCUCAAUUUACGCAUUGGCUUAGACUUGGAAUUUGAGCUUCACUAUCCAGACAGCGGCGCCGCACCAUACACGUACAACGUUCGCGUGCUCAACCCGUUGCCAUGGGAUCCAGUCCAUCCCUACAACAACACGGCGCCGAUGGUGCCGGUAUCCGCGGCACCGGGUCAGGGUAUGCAAAGGCCGAUAGCCCGGACGCCGUGGCAAGGUCCGAUGCCAAGCUUGCCAGGCACCAAGGUAACGGGCGCAGCUUCCUCGGCCAGCAAUGGCGCCGCACGCAUUGUUGAGCCCCUCAACCGCGUAGCUGCUCCUAGCGGUGCGGCCAACCAUCAAUGGUCCAACUUCCGACGUGCAGACGAGCAGCCCGCCCAGGCGUCCCAGUCACAAUGGACGAGCGCUCCGCUGCGUGCGACCGUGCAACCGCAAGGCACUACCAGCGGUCCCAUAUGGCCGGCCCAGGCUGCGGUUACCGGUGUGAGCCUGCCACCCCCAAGACAACUCAACUCCCUGCCAUCACUGCCGGAGUCCCCGAAAGCCGCCAAGGUGGCAUCCGCUGCAACGGUGAAGUCAGCAUCCGCCCCUCAACCUGUAGGCGGCCUGGCACCUGCUACGGACGGCAGGGUCGCGCCCCCUUUGCAGGGAAACAGCGGUGCCAGCACUUGCGAGCAGCACGCCAGGGUUGUGGCAACGGCGGGGGCUUCUGUUGCCGCUCCCGCCGCGCAAGGAGCCCUUACGUUUCGCGGCUGGUGGCCCCCGGCCUCUAUCUGGCCCAUCUCCAAGGCUCAAACAGUAACGCCACAGAUGCAGUCAUUGCCUGGUCAACCACCUCUGCCGAAAGACCCUCCGCCGCCACCAUCGCCGCUGCAGCCACCACUGCCAGCUUGUCCGCCACCGCCGGGGACGUCCAUGCGGGUCCCUAAACUGCCUGGCGCCGAGGCGUCCAACGUCACGGCCCCGACGCAGCCUGCUGGUAGCGCGAGCGGAACCCAACGACUGCCACCACCGCCGCCGCUACCGCAACCCUCACAACCCCUACCGCCACCGCCGCCGCUACCGCAAUCCUCACAGACCCUGCCGCCACCGCCGCCGCUACCGCAACCUACACAACCGUUGCCACCGCCGCCGCCGCUGCCAUUAGCCCCACAGCCGCAGCCGGCGUCAGUGACACAGAGUGCUUG